UAUAAAAAGGGCUGGACCGUUGGACCGUUUCUCUUACUUUGACAAACAAUCCCCAGGACAAGCCACCGCCGCCUGCGCACACACACCGGUCAAAAAAUGCCUGCAGAUUACAAUGGACGUUGGGAGAUGGUGAGCAAUGAGAACUUCGAGGAACUCAUGAAGGCCCUCGACAUCGACUUCGCCACCAGGAAGAUAGCCUCCCACCUGCAUCAGACCAAAGUGAUCGUGCAGGACGGAGACAAGUUCGAAACCAAGACCCUCAGCACCUUCAGAAACUACGAGGUCAGCUUCACCGUGGGGGUGGAGUUCGAGGAGCACACGAAGGGCCUGGACAACAGGAAGGUCAUGACACUGGUUAACUGGGACGGGGACAAGCUGGUGUGCGUUCAGAAGGGGGAGAAAGCAAACCGUGGCUGGAAACACUGGAUUGAGGGAGACCUCUUACACCUGGAAAUCACCGCUGUCGACAAAGUCUGCCACCAAGUAUUUAAGAAGGCACAGUGAGAUGGGAAGGAACUUUAUCUCUGUGUGUUCCACGUUGCUGUCUAUUUAUAAUGUGAUUGUGGAGAGCUGCUGCAAUAAACCGAUUUAAUACAA
Messenger RNA from Mugil cephalus (flathead mullet), 597 nucleotides. RefSeq names its product retinol-binding protein 2-like. Gene Ontology annotation, molecular function: fatty acid binding. Gene Ontology annotation, biological process: fatty acid transport. NCBI's taxonomy places the organism in Eukaryota, Metazoa, Chordata, Actinopteri, Mugiliformes, Mugilidae. The transcript is spliced from 4 exons. Gene Ontology annotation, cellular component: nucleus; cytosol. The record is from RefSeq and is a predicted model, not a curated record. Bases 97 to 504 code for a protein of 135 amino acids.